This is a messenger RNA of Colletotrichum scovillei, 3078 nucleotides long. RefSeq names its product xaa-Pro aminopeptidase family enzyme. The transcript is spliced from 3 exons. Bases 16 to 1530 code for a protein of 504 amino acids. NCBI's taxonomy places the organism in Eukaryota, Fungi, Ascomycota, Sordariomycetes, Glomerellales, Glomerellaceae. The record is from RefSeq and is a predicted model, not a curated record.
CAACUUCAGAGCUGCAUGCAUUCCUUAAACGGGGCACCCGGGACGUCAUCCGAUCUCACAUCCUCCAUCCUAUCUUUAACCUCAUCACCCCUCCCUUCAACCUCACUCAUCCUCAACUCACUCCGUCCGCAAGAUCAACACAUCCGCAGAUCCGCAAUGCAUUGGCUCAUACCACUACUCCCUGCCGCCGCUCUAUUCUGGCAACAGGCCGCCAGCGACCCAACGCCGAAAUAUAAUCCUCUCCCGCCUCUCCGCGAGCAAGCCCGCAUCCAGGAUGCCUGGACCGAUGAGCGCAAGGCGGGCAUCCCCGCCCUCCUCAAGAAGCACGGCGUCGACGCCUGGCUGAUAAGCCAACGGGAGUACGCCGAAGAAACAGUCUUUUGGUCCCUCAAACCGGCAUCAACCUUCUCCGCCCGCCGCCGCACAACAUGCCUCUUCCUCGCUGAACCCAUCGCCUCCACCAACUCCUCUGACGGCACCAGCACCGCCAUGCUCCCACAGCAACCCGGCUGCAUCAUAGGCUGGACCGCAGACGUCUGGGCGACGCUCAAAUCCCAGCUCGAGGCCGCGAACCCAGCCACCAUCGCCGUCAACGCGCACCCGGAAAUCGCCUUCGCCAGCGGCCUGCACGCGGGCGAGUACCAGGCCAUGGCCUCCGGGCUGGGCGGCGAGUGGACCUCGCGCAUGGUCGUCAAGCCCGAGAUCGCCGUCGAGUUCAUCUCGGCCCAGCCCGCGUCCAAGAUGCCGCGGUACAGGGAGAUCAUGGAGACGGCGUGGGCGAUGAUUGCCAAGGGGUUCAGCGAGGCGGUGGUCGUGCCGGGGAAGACGACGACGGGGGAUCUGGAGUGGUGGUUCCGGGAGGAGAUUCUGGCGCACAACUUCUCGACGUGGUUCCAGCCGAGUGUGAGCGUCGUCGAUGAGGCGCUGCCUUGGACUAUGAGAUUGGAGACGACUGCUGAUGAAGGUGCGGGAGGGAGGAUCAUUCAGUAUGGCGACAUGCUCCAUGUCGAUUUUGGGUUGACGGCUAUGGGGCUGAACACGGAUACGCAGCAUCUCGGAUACGUGCUUCGCCCUGGCGAGACUGACGUGCCUCAAGAUCUGAAGGACGGCUUGAAGAAGGGUAACAAGCUUCAGGAUAUCGUGAGGCGAAACAUUGCUGUCGGCAAGACGGGUAAUGAGAUGCUCAAGGCGUCGCUGGGAGAGAUGCACGCCGAGGGCAUUGAUGGACGGGUCUAUUCGCACCCAAUUGGGGACUGGGGACAUUCUGCUGGUCCUCUUAUCGGAAUGACCAAUAUGCAAGAGUACGUCUCGGCGGCUGGCGAAUUAGCUGCCAUCCGUAGUAUGUGGUUCAGCGUAGAGCUUCUCGUCGAGCAUUACGUACCCUCGAGGAAUACGACCCUUUGGUUUGCCCUGGAGGAGGACGUGUACUGGGCUGGCGAGGAAGAGGGAUGGCAAUGGGUCUACGGCCGACAGGAGGAGUUCCAUCUCGUGAAGGCGGCGAAGCAGCAACAGACGUCAGAGGAGUUGUGAGAUGAGUCACUUAUUCGUUCAACUUGUGUCACUUCACGUCGUACAGGACAAUGCAAAGAAAGAGAGGACUGUUCGCUGACAAACCGAAAAAGGGGAAUCUCAUCAUGAAUUUGCUUUUAAUGCCCGUUAUUUACAACACAUCCCAGUUUCCAACCAGCUUACGCCUUGCCAUUCUCCCUCUUAAUGGGAGGCAGCAGGCUCUUUGUCAUCUGUCUUGCGUGCUGCGCCAUGAGCGCGUCCAGGAGGACGAUCGCCGCCAUACCUUCAACGAUGGGGAUGGCACGGGGGACGACACAAGGGUCGUGACGGCCCUUGGCGGCCAGCACGCCCUCCUCUGAACCGUCGUAGGUCGCCGUCGUCUGGUCCACGCCGAUGGUCGCGGGGGGCUUGAAGGCGACGCGGAAGUAGAUGGGCGCACCGUUGGAGAUGCCGCCCUGGAUACCACCAGAGUAGUUGGUCUUGGUGGUCAACUUGGACCGGGGGAUACCCAUGCGCUGGGCGUCGGCCUGGAGCUCCGACUCGGGUGCCUUGAUGAAGGCGUCGUUGUGCUGGGAACCCGGGAUCUCACAGCCGCCAAAGCCGGAGCCGAUCUCGAAGCCCUUUGUGGCGGGGAUGCUGAGCAUAGCGUGUGCAAGCGAGGCCUCGAGCUUGUCGAAGCAGGGCUCGCCGAGCGCCGAGGGUGGGUUGCGGAUGACGCAGGUGACGGUUCCGCCAAUGCUAUCGUCGCGCGCCUUGUAGUCACUGAUGAGGUCAAUCAUCUUCUCGUUGGUCUCCUCGUGCGGGCAGCGGACGGGGAGGAACUGGUCGACGGUCUUGCGGUCGACGGUGUUGAGGAGCGAGAGGAAGGCAGGGUUCGUCGAGGGGCUCGGGUGCUCGGGGGUCGGGGGGAAGAGGUGGCAGUUGCCGACGCUCGUGGUGAAGGCGGUGAUCUCGGUACCGUAGGCUUCGCGCAGGUACUUCUCAGCGAGGGCGCCGGCGGCAACGCGGGCAAUUGUCUCGCGGGCGGAGGAGCGACCACCGCCGGAGGAGGCCUUGACGCCGUACUUCUCGAGGUAGGUCCAAUCGGCGUGGGACGGGCGGGGGAACAUAUCCAUCGUAGAGUUGCCGUAGUCCUUGGGACGUUGGUCCUCGUUCUGGACGAGCAUGCCAAUCGGGGUGCCAAGGGUGACACCGAACUCGGUACCGCUCUGGAUGACGACACGGUCCUUCUCGUUUCUGGGCGUCGUGAUUGAGCUCUGGCCGGGGCGGCGGCGGUUCAGCUGAGGCUGGAUAUCGGACUCGGUCAGAGCCAUGCCGGGCGGGACGCCAUCGACAAUGACGCCGACGGACUUGCCGUGGGACUCGCCGUAGCUGCGCAGAGGGGCAUCUUAUGUUAGUCCACGAUUGGCCACGAGAGACGGACAGGAGGAAUUGGGUCGGAAGAAGCGACGCACGUUGUGACCUUGAAGUAAUUGCCGAACGUUGACAUUUUUGCUACCGCUAUAAAGGGGGUAAAGUUGGAGUGUGGAAAACGAGAGGAGGGGAGAGCGGUAUGUAAGUUUGGAAAAU